AUGAGGGAAUUCAACCCGUUCGCCUUGCUCGCCCUGUGGGUUGCCAUCCUAAGCGUCACGAGGACGUACAACAUCAGGAACCUCGGCGGAGAGAACAACGUGAAGCACUUGAGAUUCUCGGAAGAAGCAACGGCCGGGAGAAGCGCCGCCUUCAAGCACAGAGGAAGCCGCCUAAGCCGCAGCAAAGAAGAGCAGUUAAUAACAGAGGAUGACAGUCCCCUUGGGAGAGCCAUCUUUAUGCAGACGUCAGCCACGUUAUCAAAUUUAAUGCAUGACAGAGAGAGGGUACACUCCCCCCCCAGUCAUGAGACCACCACGUAUGUAAUUACAGGGUCUGUCAAAGGGAUAGCAGAUGGGCAGCCAGUAUCGAUAGCACUAGGAGCUCAGUACUCAAAUAGUUUCGACUCUUUAGAUGUGAUAUCCCUAACGUCUGAGAAUCCUCACUUCAAAUUUAUUGUUCAUGGAGGAAGAUAUUACUUACGUACCUUUGGAUCUACCUACUUAACACCCAGCGCUAUUAAGCUGAAUGUGCCUUGUUCCAAAUGCAAGUUUGUAAAUUCAGAUUACAGCGACACAAUUGAGAUAACCCCUUACCCGAACGUUUCUAACUUGUUCUUAUUCGAGUGGGAGCUCCAGUCAACCUCUCCCACUUCUUUGGAGCAUAUAAACGUGGUUCAUAAUGAUGAAGCUGGGUGGACCCAUGGGCACGAUAUGUCAAAUGAGUUGAAGCUAGAUUCGUCAGGAUCUGCCGCCUCUUUGAAGGCAUUUUACGGAAUUGAGUUGAUCGGGUAUUGGGGUUCUGAAUACUCAGAUAGGCUUCUAAGCGUAUUGUCUGGCUUCCCCGAAUGUGUGCAGUUAGUGGCGUACGAUAAGGAGGAGAGAGCUAACCAGAGGAAGCACCAGCGAUGGAUUCUGGUGCACGAGGAUUUGGGGGCAUUCGACAUGGACGUGGAGAUGUAUGACGGGGAUGAUAAGGAGUAUUCCAAGACGGUACGUGUGUCUAGCAGUGCAUUUGAAUAUUCUAAGAAGCAGGUGAAGACAACGGGCAGCAAUGGGUACUACUACUCGAGGAGGUUGGAAAAGGUCCUAAUCAGAUCCAUCCUUGCAGAUGAUUAUGGUCUGUUCGUCAACUACUUUGAGGAGAAGCACGGCGUUCGGUUGCUAGACCCUGAGAGGAACCCUUCCCAAGUGGAACAAGUCACCGGGUAUUCGAAGAACGAUUACCAGCCAUGGAGUCAGAACGUGGAGGAGAUAGUCGAAUUGGCUACCUCAUGGGAUGAAUAUCCAAAGGGGUUUCAAAAAGUGAAAGGAUUGAAAUAUUUGGGGAGAAGGAAAAAUGGACUGAAACAUCCCGUCUACCCAACGGCCCCCGCAGUUGCCUUCCCUGCAGGAGCUUCCCAAAAUUCAUUCAUCGAGUUUAUGGAAUCUGCUUUUGUAAAUUAUAAGGACAUUUCUCAUUUGGUGCUGCACGAAAUAGGGCACUUCAUCUACGUCAACACGGUGUCGGCAGAAUUGAGGAAGGAAUGGGUAGUCCAGGGUCAGUGGUACGAAGAGCCUCGAUCUCCAAGCAAAUGGGCCACUAAGAACGAAACCGGGUUCGUUUCUGCCUACGCGCAUGAUAAAACCCCCGGGGAGGAUUUCGCAGAGUCUAUAGCGUCGUUCGUUCUGAACCCGAAGCUGCUAAAUUCGAGGAGCACUGACAAGUACAGCUGGAUAAAGAAGAACCUCUUUAGUGGCGGCUUUUACGUCACUUCGGGAAAGCACAAAUUUGAAGUCCUCAACUUGGGGAACCAAACCUUUUACUACCCAGGGAAGGUCAAAAAGAUACGCGUCGAGGUUAAGGGAAGUCCCUCGGAGAGUAAAAAGGUGCAAAUACAUGUGGAUCUGCUCUCCUCUAAGGGGAAUAAGGGGUGCGCUAAGUACGCCCAUGCGAGGUUCUUCUCGGAGCAGCAAACAUUCAAGGAUAUCUUCUUCUACACAGCGGACCGCUCCGAGUGCAGCCAUUCGUUGUAUGCCGAGUUUGAAGUGAACGCCACAGAGAGUAAAGGCAAGUGGGUGGCCGAGUCUUUGACGUUCACAGGAGAGAAUGAUAUAAAGCGGUACACAGGGCUGGGCUCCUUCGUCCUCUACAUGUAUGUGAAUAAUCAAAAUGAAGAUGUGGAGCAGCCCCUGCCUCUGUUGGACUCUGUUCAGAUUUACCCCUACAAUGGAAGGGGCUCCGAAGAUUCCCUCCUCCGAUUGAGUAUGCUCGUGUUGGAGAAUAGCUCGCUUAAGAUCCACGGAGGGACGUACGCAAACUUCGCCUCCACGGAUAGUGAAAGCUACUCCUACGGCAAUCACACGUACGCGGCGUAUGACCCCCAGUUUGACGUUGACGCAAUGGCGAAGGACUACUUCGUGAGUGACAUCGCCACGAGUGGGUUCCGACAGGUUAGUAUAGAAGCGUGUAAGGCACACACCACCAUGAAUGUCUCCAAUUUGAAGUGCUUCCAAGUGAUGAACCCGGUGCACGUCCCCAGGUACUGCGUGGGCAGCAGGUACUACUUCCGCCAGUUUGCAGUGGAGGACGAUGCGGGGAACCAGAACGUUAUGAAUGUUACGUCAGAUAAGUACUACGCCGAUUUGAGGAGCUCCUCUCGCAGGGAUAUGGUCCAGCCCACCAUCACUGGCGUUAGGGUUACCAGCAAGCCGGCGAAUGAUCAGCACGACGGGGAGACCGAAGUGACGGUGCAGUUCGGCGUGUACGACGACCUCUCCGGGGUGUACUACGUGUACAUACACCUGAGGGACCCGCACGGGGGCAUCCACUCGAGCCACGUGAACAGGACGCUGCUGCCCCAGGGAAAGGACUACAAGCAGGUGACGCACACGAUCCUCCUGCCCAAGGGCUCCAUGGCGGGCACGUGGAUCCUCGACGAGAUCAAGGCGGUCGACCUGUGCAAGAACGAGUCCAGGAACGUCUACUCCUACAGCGUCUUCGUGGACAACUCGUGA
Molecule: messenger RNA, 2994 nt
Organism: Plasmodium vivax (malaria parasite P. vivax)
Lineage: Eukaryota; Apicomplexa; Aconoidasida; Haemosporida; Plasmodiidae
Exons: 1
Coding region: 1-2994 (997 amino acids)
Molecular function (GO): metallopeptidase activity
Source: RefSeq, a predicted model, not a curated record